CGCGCAUCAACAUGGCCUCAGCGAAAUUGCUACUUUUCACUGCCCUGGUGGCUCUCAUGGCCGCCCACAGCUCGGCGGGACUCCUGGACUACGUCUUUCCCACUCUAAUGACGGAGUUCUACAACCAGGCGCCGACCAAGGAGGGAUACCGCUUCGCGUCGGAGGAGCCCAAUGGCAGCAAGCGCGAGGAGAUGGGCGUGAUCAUGAACCCCGGCACUCCCGACGAGCAACUGGUGGUCAUGGGCAUGUACUCGUCCUACGACGAAAAGACUGACACCGAGACUGUGACGAUGUACACCGCCGACAAGGAUGGUUACAAGGCGCGUUACCAGAUCAAGAACCGGAAGCUGAGCCCCGGCGCCCUGAAGUCCGCUGCAGGAUAAGGAGCUUAUUGAUUAGAGUUUGUAAA
Drosophila teissieri is the source of this 409-nucleotide messenger RNA. RefSeq names its product endocuticle structural glycoprotein SgAbd-9. The record is from RefSeq and is a predicted model, not a curated record. Bases 12 to 383 code for a protein of 123 amino acids. Lineage: Eukaryota; Metazoa; Arthropoda; Insecta; Diptera; Drosophilidae. The transcript has 3 exons.